Messenger RNA from Candoia aspera, 3751 nucleotides. It is a transcript of the gene SLC38A2, whose product is annotated as solute carrier family 38 member 2. The record is from RefSeq and is a predicted model, not a curated record. Bases 533 to 2020 code for a protein of 495 amino acids. Gene Ontology annotation, molecular function: L-glutamine transmembrane transporter activity. NCBI's taxonomy places the organism in Eukaryota, Metazoa, Chordata, Lepidosauria, Squamata, Candoiidae. The transcript is spliced from 15 exons. Gene Ontology annotation, cellular component: plasma membrane. Gene Ontology annotation, biological process: L-glutamine transport; amino acid transmembrane transport.
UAAUCUACCCGCGCCGGAUGUAUUGUGUUCUUCAAUCUCUGGGUGGAAUCUGAGAAGACGCGCGAAGGGUCUCUGCUCACCCGCUUUGCUGGGCAGAGCAGCCCCCUUUGCGCACCCUGGCUUUCCCACCGCGGGUCUUUUGUUUCCCCCAGCCCCCCCGCCUUCCCAGAUAGCGUGUGUUCCCACUGUUCUGACUAGAGAGAUCUUUGUUCUGCUCCCGGUACUUUUCCUUCCCUCGCCCUCUUCGCUUAUCCCGCCCUUCUCUGCUGGUACUUUUCCACUCGCCUGGCUGAAUCAGCCGCGCUGAGCAGCAGCUUCGACGGCAGCGACUCACGUGACCCACUUCGGGAGACUACUGCAGUAUUGACGUUUCCCCUUUACCUUCGCAGACUAGGCAGGACCCGCCGCCGCCAAGGACAAAAGAUCACGAGGACCCCGGGCGGCCGCUCCCAGCCCAAAUAAAAUAAUUCCUUGGCUUGGUUGACCCGCUCCCCAAAAAGGCACCCUGGAUCCCAGCGUGACCAAAGCUGAAAUGAGCAAGCUCAACAGCACCCGCGAGGAGGACAGCAGCAGUUACAGCUCCAACAGCAACGACUUCAGCUAUCACUACCCCAUCAAAUCAGCUGCUGUGAAAAGCCAUUACGUAGAUGUGGAUCCAGAAAACCAAAACUUUUUACUUGAAUCCAAUCCAGGGAAGAAGAAAUAUGAAACUGAAUAUCAUCCAGGUACAACUUCCUUUGGAAUGUCAGUAUUUAAUCUGAGCAAUGCUAUUGUGGGCAGUGGAAUCCUUGGACUUUCUUAUGCCAUGGCAAACACAGGAAUUGCUCUCUUUCUAAUUCUCUUAGUCUUCGUGUCAAUAUUUUCUCUGUAUUCUGUUCACCUUCUCUUGAAGACUUCCAAUGAAGGAGGAUCUCUAUUAUAUGAACAACUGGGAAUGAAAGCAUUUGGCAUGCCUGGAAAACUUGCAGCAUCUGGAUCAAUUACAAUGCAGAACAUUGGAGCUAUGUCAAGCUACCUCUACAUAGUGAAAUAUGAGUUACCAUUGGUCAUCAAGGCAUUUAUGAACAUUGGAGAGCAUUCAGGAGAAUGGUAUUGGUAUACCAAUGGUGACUAUUUGGUUAUAUUAGUAUCCUUGGUGCUCAUUCUUCCUUUGUCACUGUUGAAAAAUUUAGGUUAUCUAGGCUACACCAGUGGAUUUUCCUUACUGUGCAUGGUCUUCUUCCUUAUUGUGGUCAUUUGCAAGAAAUUUCAAAUACCUUGUGGAGUGGAACAUGAUCUAAUUAACACAACUCUGAACCUUACUGUAGAACAACUAUUGACUGCAAAGGAAAUAAAUGUUAAUGUGACUUGUGAUUCCUGCGUACCAAAAUAUUUUAUCUUCAACUCUAAGACUGUCUAUGCAGUACCGAUCCUAACAUUUUCCUUUGUCUGCCAUCCUGCUAUUCUGCCUAUUUAUGAAGAACUGAAAGACCGAACUCGUAGAAGAAUGAUGAAAGUAUCCAAUGUUUCAUUUUUUGCUAUGUUCCUCAUGUACCUUUUGGCUGCUCUCUUUGGAUACCUGACAUUUUAUGGAAAUGUUGAAGCCGAGUUGCUUCAUACAUAUUCAGCAGUGCUUGGGGCUGAUAAUCUCCUUCUGAUUGUGCGCUUGGCAGUCCUGAUGGCUGUCAUUCUUACUGUUCCAGUUGUGAUUUUUCCAAUCCGCAGUUCCAUCACACAAUUGCUAUGUGCAGGCAAAGAAUUUAGUUGGUUGCGUCAUUGUGCUAUUACAGGAGCCAUUUUGGUAUUCACCAAUAUUCUCGUCAUUUUUGUUCCCACAAUUCGAGACAUAUUUGGAUUCAUUGGUGCUUCUGCUGCUGCCAUGCUAAUCUUUAUACUUCCAUCAGCUUUCUACAUUAAGCUCGUGAAAAAAGAAUCAAUGCGAUCCGUACAAAAAAUUGGGGCUCUCCUGUUCCUGGUAAGCGGCAUAAUUGUGAUGAUUGGAAGUAUGACCUUAAUCAUUGUGGAUUGGAUCAACAAUUAACCUACCUGCUAAAUACACAAGUCUUCAUUCUGCCAUCUUCUGGGAGAAGAAACUUCUGCCUAUGUUUGCAGCUCUGCAUCCUUUGAUGCUGGUUCUUCUAACUGUAGAACAGAUGGACUUUAAAGAAAGGAAAGCAGAAGAAACUAUUCUACACAACGAGAAUAGAUGCAAAUAUCAAGCCAGCUGAAUCUUUGGCUGAGUGAAAUGACAUUUUUUUUUAUUCCAUUCCAGGGAAUGGACAGCGCUCUCUGUAAAAUUUUAUCAAGCCAUGUUGGGCUUUUGACAUUGUUACUUGGAUUCUUUAUUAUUUACUUGAAUGUGCCUAAUGGAAACAAUUGAUGUGAGAAGUAAGUUAGUUUACAGCAGGUUGCUAAGCUAGCCAUUAAAAGCAAGGGAAAAAAACAGUUAUUAUUUUUAUACCAAAUAACUAUGGACUCAAAACACUAUUUUGACUUUUAAGAAAACAUUUUAUAAGUUAAGGAUCCAAAUAAGGGUAAGAAAAAAAUCAGAAUACUGUUUAAUCAGUGUCCUAAAUUCAACAAGUUUUGCCUGUCUAUAGAGGCAUGUUCUUAAAUUAUAUUUUUGGCCUCAAUAAACUUAUUUUUUAAACCUACUAAAACUAAUGACUAAUUGAUUGACUACUUUGAAAAAAUAGAACUAUAAUUAAGCUCCAGAUGUAAUGUUAGUUAUUCUAAAACUAAAACCAAACAAAUAUUUGUUAAGAAGUCCCAAUUAUAAUAUGUUUAAUCCAGUUAACAUAAAUUACCACACUGUAUUUCAAGGAAUUUGUAAUUACUUACAAAUUAAAUUUUUUAAAAAACAUAACAUCAGAAUGGAUGAUAUAUUAAUUUAUGGCAUCCAGUCUUAUUAGAGCUCUAUUCAGGCAACUCUUGAAAUUAAUAAGAAUUUUAUAGAAGCAUUAUUUGGCAAAUUACUGGCCCAUUCAUAAAAUACAAUCUUGGCAUUUUUCUUCUUGAGGUACUCAAUAGUGCAAUUAUAGAAAAUAAAAACAUUUUUGUACUAUUUUUUUUUUCCAUUUGGUCUUACUUACCAAAGCACAGUAAAUUGUUAAAUAAUGUGUUGUUCCUAGCAAAGGAUCUUGCAACAAUCUGGCUUUUUAGUAUAGAAAACAAAUAAUAUUGAAGUCAUACUAUAGUUUACUAGAGGUCAAGUAGACACAGAUUGUGUGGUACUUUUCAGAUGCAUGUUUUCAUUCAUUAUUAAUAUUUUAUAUUAUGUAACAUAAUUACACCAGACUUUGGUGGAUAUGACAACAUUCUCUUCAUAAAAUAACUGGAUUCCUUAAUGCAGCUUUUUAAUGCAAAAAACCUUGACUAAACUGUCAUCUCAUACACACACACGUAUAUGUAUAAACAUAUAUGUACACACACACACACACACACAUGUUGCUAAAAUAAACAUACCUCAGUAUUAUUGGGACAGUGGGUAACACCCAGAGGUCAUGUACAGUAGAUAUCCAGAGCAUGAUCCUUCCUUGACUGGACAACAGAUGCUAUAGAAUGUAAGCAUUCAGAGAAUGGGCGAUCUGGGCACAUCUUCCAAACCCUGUCCAUUUCCCAUUCAUCACAUCAGUCUGGAAACACAAGAAGAGCUGAACAUUGAUACAGGGAAUACAUACAUACAUACUUCCCAUUUCUAUUAUUAACUUGCAAAGAUAUUUAAUGAAUUUUGCCAAGUGGGAUAGAGGGUAAACUCCUCUAUUACACUCUG